UGUGACACGGUUUGCCUACGUUCCUCCGAACAGCUGUUUUAAAUGCAUUAUUAUGUUCUCCCUGUGAGUGGUUUUUUGUUUACGUCGUUAAAUUCCCUCAUCCGACAAUUACGCGAUGGGCAAUGACCAGUCCCGCAUGGCCGGAAUGCAGGUGGAGGAGAAGGCGGUGGAAGUCACAGACUUUUGGUCCCAUCACAGGGCCACAUUCAACACGGACAGCACAGUCUCUGUGUUCAUCGGAGAACCAUUAAUCGGUGGAUCUCUGUGGAUAUCGAACACACCAUUGGAGAAGGCCAGCAAAAAUCUAAUGAUACACAGACACCCUUGCAUAUUAAAGUACAUUUCGUCGUGGAGCAAGGGAUCGAAAUUCUAUUUGGCUGUGGAGAACGUGAAGCCUCUGUCUCAUAUGUUGGGUGGACAGAGCACGCUGCAGAUCUGCGUCGGAUUGCAUUCCAUUUUGAAGGCUCUCGUGUUUCUGCACGAGACUGCGGAGGCGUCGCACAACAACGUCUGCACCGCUUCGAUUUACAUUACCAAAGACGGAGCUUGGAAGUUGGGUGGACUGGAGUACCUGUGCAAGUUCAGGGAUACAAAUGCAGAUUACCUAUGCAAAUCCAAAACGCACAGGUACAGCAAAGCCAUUGAUCCCAACGAGAUCAAGAAUAUACAAGGGAGCAGAAAGGAUUGCGUCGAUAUCUACGCGUUCGCUGUAUUAGUCAAUGAAGUAUUCAAGAAGAAAACUGAUGAAACCGUACCAUCUCUGACGGAUUUUCUGGAGAUGUGCAAAAACGAUCUGCACAACGUCGUCGUAACGCAAAGACCGAAACUGUCUGCUCUCCUCGACCAUCCGUUCUUCAAUCACGAGUUCAUCUACAUCCACUCGUUCCUGACCGAACUCCCGUUGAAGUCUGACGGUGAGAAGGACGAAUUCUUCGGCUGUUUAACGAACAAGUUGAGGGGUUUCAACGAAGCCACCGUUGCGAGUCAAUUGGGUGCGUUGCUGCUGUCGCGGAUGGUCCUUCUGAACAAGAGCGCUCAAGCUGAAGUCAUUCCGUACGUUUUAAGCCCGAGACCAGAGGAGGACGAGGACGAGAAGAACGGUAGUUUUCUCUUCGGUUUGGACACGUUUCGGAAGCACAUCGUGCCGAAGCUGCUGGACAUAUUUAGAGUGCGAGACGCUCAGAUCAGAUUGCUUCUUCUCGAGUACCUGAACGGUUUCAUGACUUGCUUCAGCAAAGACGAACUGCAAUCGCAUAUAUUACCGGAGCUUUUGGUUGGCAUCAAAGAUACGAAUGAUCAUCUUGUCGCGGUGACUCUGAGGUCUUUAGCAGAUCUCGUUCCUAUCCUCGGUUCGGCCACCGUCAUCGGUGGUAACCGUGCGAGACUCUUCAACGAUGGUAGACCCAUGGUAGCGUCGAGCAAGAGCAGAAUUAGCAGACAAACGGAUAAGCAGAUACAACCGAUCGUUACGUUGGAUAAUGAGAUUCUGCGCAGGGAUUCGGAGCUUCCGGAGAGGCCCAGUCCGGACGGCGAAGAAGGAGAAUCCUCGACGGACGAAGUCGAAAUCACUGUCGAGGAAGAGGAUGUUGAGGAGGUGGUGGUAGGAAUGCAAGUGGAGCAGGAUUACGGUGAUGUUGAUGGUAGCGGUGGACGGUACGCGUCUCAUCAGGAGGAUGCAGAGAAUUGGGACGAUUGGGGAAACAACGACGACGAUGAAGAUGAUGAUGUUAAUGACAAUGAUGCAGUGCAGAUGCCGUCUACCGCACCGAUCUCUUUACCAGACAUCGCCGAGCUUGACAUCAAGAACCAGAAACAUUCUGGCGCAAAGAACGAGGAGGAAAUCGAUUUCUUCCAGGACAUGGAGCCCGUGAUUGAGGCCUCCUCCAAAUUCGUCGUGGACGAGAAGGGCGACGGCAUGCUCAACUUUGAGAUGAAGAGCGACGACCACCAGGAGGACGGUUGGGGUGACGACGACGACGGUUGGGAUCCGUAACGAUGAUGUGAUUGUGAUCUCAAUUAUACAUUUCUGUUGAUUUUCUUUUUUUUAAAUUGUAAAUAAACUUUAUAAAUUAUUUC
Messenger RNA from Nicrophorus vespilloides, 2076 nucleotides. Its product is annotated as protein-associating with the carboxyl-terminal domain of ezrin. The coding region runs from base 116 to 1993 and encodes 625 amino acids. The record is from RefSeq and is a predicted model, not a curated record. NCBI's taxonomy places the organism in Eukaryota, Metazoa, Arthropoda, Insecta, Coleoptera, Silphidae. The transcript has 5 exons.